Messenger RNA from Photinus pyralis (common eastern firefly), 947 nucleotides. RefSeq names its product FAD synthase-like. NCBI's taxonomy places the organism in Eukaryota, Metazoa, Arthropoda, Insecta, Coleoptera, Lampyridae. The transcript has 5 exons. The record is from RefSeq and is a predicted model, not a curated record. Bases 93 to 935 code for a protein of 280 amino acids.
UAACGUUAGAGUUAGAUGUCAGAACUAUGUUAAUUGUGGUUAGGUUAUUAUUUAUAUUUUUUAUUUAAUCAUCAUUAUGCAAAUUAUUAUAAAUGGCAAAAUUAGUUCAUGUCAACAGUAUACUACUUUACAAUCUGCACAAGAUCAUGUUUAGUUCUAGCACUUCAGCUGUAAAAACUGUAGGACUUUUAGUAAUUGGUGAUGAAAUACUGAAGGGCCAAGUCGUCGACAGUAAUUCGCAUUACAUCACAAAGCGCUUACACCAAUUAGGCUUAAAAGUGGAAAAGAUAACAGUUACAGGUGACAAUAAGGACGAGAUCAGUGAGGAAGUGAAGAAUUUUUCUUUGAGGUAUGACUAUGUUAUUACAACUGGAGGAAUAGGUCCCACACAUGAUGAUGUCACAUUUGAAAGUGUUGCAGAAGCAUUCAAUGAGCCUGUCAUUUUACACCCAGAACUAGUCAAGAUAUGUGCACAGUUUUAUGGUACUACUGAUCCUGAGUCCCCGGGGAUGAAAUUGGCUCGUGUACCCAAAUCGUCCAAACUCACAUUUGCACAAGAAGAUGGUGAACUAAGGACCCACUAUCCAAAUGUAUCAGUCAGGAAUGUCUACAUGUUUCCGGGUAUUCCUCAACUGUGCGAGAGGUUGUUUGAUAAAUUAAGUGGGCAACUUUUUGAGACUACAAAUCAAUUUUAUACAAGGAAUGUGUAUUUUAAUGUUACCGAAGAGAAGAUUGCAAAUGCACUAAGUUUGGUGGUAGCUGAGUACCCUGGUGUUCUUAUUGGUUCAUACCCUGAAUUGUUUAAUAGGUACUACAAAGUUAGAAUAGUAUUAGAAUCUAGUCAAGAACAAGAAAUGGAGCAGGCAUAUGUGAAAUUAUUACAAAUUGUUCCUCGAGAAGUGAUUGUACCUCAAGAAAAAAUUUUUAAUAAAUGAUUGUUGAUUUAU